ACUAUUCACUUCUCUGGAAUCAGCACUCCUCUUCAGUGUGAGAGUAUAAAAAAGAGGUCCCGCUAACAUGGGGUUCACAGUCUAGCAGGCUCAGGCAGCACGUGGAGGGAAGAAGAAGAGUUUGAAGAGGAGGAAAUCGCUGCAAAACUAAAUCUCAAAAUGAAAACUGCAAUCUUCUGCUUGGUUUUCCUGGCCUGCGCUUCCAUUUGCUUUUCAACACUUAUAUUGGAUUGCCGGUGCUUAGGGUACCACAAGAACGUACGAGUUCAUCGCAUUGCUGAUGUCGAAGUUCUUGAACCUAAUCCAUACUGCAAUAAAAAAGAAGUCAUUGUCAAACUGACAACCGGCGGCUCACUUUGUCUCAACCCCUCAUCAGAGUUCACCAAACGCGUCCUCAAAGUCGUACAAAUGUCGGCAUUUCGUAGGAAGAACACGGCUGGCCAAACAGCAACCCCUGCGUCCUCCACAGAAAAGCCAACAGCGCGAUCUUAAACUGUUCUUAUUAACGAUCCAAUGGAAGCGAGGUAUAUCUGUUAAUAAGAAGACAACUUCAAAAGUAAGAGUCACUAAAGUACGUGACUACGAAACCUUGAAGGAUUCAUUUUUCUAUAUGUACUUUUUUUUUUGUAUAAGCAAACUGGCAGCUGGUAGUAAAAAAAUGUAAAAUAGCAUAAAACACUGUCUUAACAUGCAGUCAACAUUUCACAGUGAUGGAAUACAAUGUUUUUAAAUCAAAACACAUUGUAACAUAUUUCAAUUUAAUUGUGUUUUCCAUUGAUUCUUUUCUAUGGCAGAUGAUUGAAAUGGGAUUUGAUGUGAUCUUGGAUUUUGGUGGUUUUCAUUUAAAAGCAUUCCUAUAACAAACACAUCUGUACCAACUUGCACAUAUAUGUAUCUAACUGUAUUUUUGUCUUGUUGAUUUUAUUUUAUUCUAAUCAUGACUGUGAAAGUGACAUUGUUGAUGAGCAGCUGCAAUAUUAUAACAAUAAAUAUGGCAUCAUAAAAAAAAAAAAA
Messenger RNA from Labrus mixtus (cuckoo wrasse), 1014 nucleotides. RefSeq names its product growth-regulated protein homolog gamma-like. The record is from RefSeq and is a predicted model, not a curated record. The coding region runs from base 160 to 492 and encodes 110 amino acids. The transcript is spliced from 4 exons. Gene Ontology annotation, biological process: chemokine-mediated signaling pathway; antimicrobial humoral immune response mediated by antimicrobial peptide; inflammatory response. Gene Ontology annotation, cellular component: extracellular region. Gene Ontology annotation, molecular function: chemokine activity; CXCR chemokine receptor binding. Lineage: Eukaryota; Metazoa; Chordata; Actinopteri; Labriformes; Labridae.